Sinocyclocheilus grahami is the source of this 2471-nucleotide messenger RNA. Its product is annotated as 14 kDa phosphohistidine phosphatase-like. The record is from RefSeq and is a predicted model, not a curated record. Gene Ontology annotation, biological process: peptidyl-histidine dephosphorylation. The transcript is spliced from 3 exons. The coding region runs from base 229 to 594 and encodes 121 amino acids. Gene Ontology annotation, cellular component: cytosol. Lineage: Eukaryota; Metazoa; Chordata; Actinopteri; Cypriniformes; Cyprinidae. Gene Ontology annotation, molecular function: protein histidine phosphatase activity.
GUUUUGCAUGAACACACCAUACUUAAUGUGAUAUAAACAUUCUGUGUUGGGAUUCUGUUCUUUGUUGUUGCCGCUGCAUGUCGUUCUGCUCCGCCCCAGUAGGUGUCGCUAAUGUAAAUACGUUCAUUCCAGUACGCUAAAACACAGCAGUGGUAAAUAAAGUGCUUCUCUGUCGUUGUGCUGAACUUCGCUGUAGUCUUUGGAUUUUUCAGUCCCGCUUUUCCAAUUAUGUCUACCGAAUGUCUCGCUAAAAUCCCAGAGGUUGAUUUAGAUCCCAACGGUGUCUUCAAAUACGUCCUCAUACGGGUGCACAGCAAAGACGAUGAUUCACAUGUUGAUAUUGUGAGAGGAUACGCAUGGGCCGAGUAUCAUGCUGAUAUCUAUGACCGUGUGUCUGGAGAACUGGAGAGAGGUGGAGGACUGGAUUGUGAAUGUCUCGGAGGUGGAAGAAUCAAACAUGACAGUGCUGCAAAAAAGAUCCACGUCUACGGCUAUUCCAUGGGAUUUGGGAGAGCGAAGCAUUCUGUUUCCACAGAGAAGAUAAAAACCCAUUACCCAGACUAUGAGGUGACCUGGGGGGACGAAGGGUAUUGAAUGGGUUACAUGGGAUAAAUGACAGCUGCGAAUAAGGACACUAUUUCAAACCUAACUGUCUUAACGUAGCUUUCAAGUCUUGAUGUGCCAAGGCUGAGAAAGUACAGAACUUUAAUACAUUUCUGGGAUGGAUGGAUGGAUAAAUGGAUAGGACGUUUACUCCAAAACUAGACAGGUCAUCCUCAUUAUGUUUGAUUGGUUUUUAACUUAAUGUGUAGAUUAACACAUGGCAACAAAGAGAAAGGAAUGCAAUUACCUUUAUGGCCAUUGGUCUUUAAAUAUGAUGAAAUAAAACAGGUUAAGUACUUCAUCCAAACCAUAAUUAUAAUAAAGUCCAGAGAAGUGUUCUUAGAAAUUCCCAGAACUGCUUAUUUGUUAUUUAAGUUGGAAGAAAUGUUUGGAUGAUACACUAUUAUAUCACGAUAUGGGAAAUAUCUUGUUAAGGUAGUGUUAAUUACUGUGCUUAACCACAACAUAUUAAAAUGUAAAUUGUGAUUGAAUGAUUUCUAAAGUACCAUACAAUAAUACUGGACCCUCAGACCUGAUCCGGAGGUUGUAAGCCUUGCCUGAUAAACCCGACGAUCCACCUCACAUCCGUUUGUCAGCAUUUUUAAUAAAAGAUGCCAUUUGGAUGUACAAUGACUUUUUUGGCUCGGAAUACUACGACCUAACGACAUCCGGAGAAUGUUUUAUUAACAUUUUGAAUUCACAACAUUUAAAACAACUGCAUUUUUUUGUCGUUUCAAGCCUGAAGAUUAAAAUAGAGAUGAUCUUGUAUUAGUUGCAUUUAAAUUAUUUAGUGCAAACAAACCGAAAUGCAUUGCACAACAACAUUUAAUAAAUGAGUCUACUUUUGCCUCUAGUGUUGCAUCUUUAUUGUGUCAUUGUCUUUAUUUCUUGUUUCGCUUGUCUGUCAAGGUUAACUGGCAAGUCGAACCUUAGAAAUGGUGACCAGAAUGUGCCGUUCAUUUUAGCUAAAUAGUAACAUUGUCAAGUGAAGUAUCUGGUGUUGAGGCCAAAAUAAACUGAACUGUCUGUGCUGCAUAUUUUCAAAAGGGCUGAGCAGCUUUAAAGGAAGGAUCUGGCACGCUUCUGUGGGUUAAAAUGUAAAGUCUAGGUGUUAUCUGGAAGCAGAAGUGAGGGACACAGGUGAAGUUAAAAACUUCAUAUGUGGCAGGAUGGUGCUUUUGCUCACGGCACGCUGAAAAAGAGCUUCUGAUGGCAAAAGUAAAGAUGGGAUUCAUGGCUACCUGCCACUGGAUUCUCCUUGUGUGUCUCAUGCUGAAUAUCUGUCAAAGGGGUGAGAUCUGGUGUUUUUGUUCUUUUAUUUGUUGUUAACGUUUUCAGGUCAAUUGCAAUUCAAUAUUGAAUGCCACGUUGGGACAUAUGUGUACUAUCACACAUUAUGUUUUUUCUUAUUUCAUUUUUAUUUUUAGUGCUUUCAAUUGUACAUCUCAGUGGCUGAUAUUUAUGAUAAGAAAACACUGAAAUGUGCACUGACGCAGUCUCAAAAUAAGAGUCAGUGAAUUAUUGCUCUUCAGGACAUUUCUUGUAUGUGACCAAACCCGAUGUCAUGAAAAGUAAUUGGAUGUCUUUUCAAAGCCCUCCCAUGGCACCAACCACAGGACACACAUCCUUGUCGGGUAUGUAUAUAGUACAAAAUGCAUAUUUUAGGGAGCAUUAACCAUCAACUUAAUGCACUUGUUUUAUCAAGAAUCUAUCCACAUAAUCAGGAUUAGGUAGGCGUCUCACUGUCUAAAGUGGUUAUGGCUUUAAGUUUUAAACCCAUUGUUCAUAAUUACAGAUGGUAAUGUACACACAUCAGUUUGGCUGAGUAUCCUGUGGACUGUCUGUGUUGGUGACCGAGAAGCAGAUCU